Messenger RNA from Linum trigynum, 1725 nucleotides. The record is from the annotation of a GenBank genome assembly. Lineage: Eukaryota; Viridiplantae; Streptophyta; Magnoliopsida; Malpighiales; Linaceae.
UGAAUAUAUUAAGACUUUGAGUCGUUCAAACGUUUAGGUUCCUUUAUCUCUCUCUCUAUAAGGACACCCUCUCCUCCUUCUAAUGACACAAAUUAACAAACCGUGCUUAGCAAAUAGCCUUUACUAGACAAGCUCUCUUUUCCUCACCCUCUUUUCAUUCUCCAAAUCAAACCCAUGGGAAACUACGUUGAGGAUUGCGAUUAUGAUCAUCAUCUCACCGUGAAGAAAUGGGAGCCCGUUUUGGUCACACCGGUCGAAGAGACGAAUAAAGGCAUCUACUUCCUCUCCAACGUCGACGAGGACGAAACCCUCGUCCGUACCAUUUACUGUUAUCAGCAUAAGAAAACUAACGAUGAUCACGGUCCUUCGGAGGUGAUCAAGAAUGCUUUGAGCAAGGUUCUUGUCCACUACUACCCUCUCGCCGGCCGGCUGGUGACCACCGCCGACGAGGGGAGGCUCGCCGUGGAUUGCACCGGCGAGGGCGUGUUGUGCGUGGAGGCGGAAGCGAAUUGCACGUUGGGGAGCGUUGACUUCUCCAGGCCUGACGCGGAAACACGUGGCAAGUUGGUGUAUGAGAUUCCUGGUGUGAAGAGCAUAUUUCAAAUCCCUCCUCUCAUGAUCCAGGUGACCAAGUUCAAAUGUGGUGGAUUCGUGCUGGGAGUUUCGUUCAACCAUCUUACCGCAGAUGGACAGGCGGCCAUGGAAUUCAUCAACUCAUGGGCCGAAACAGCUCGAGGAUUGCCGCUCUCUGUUCAGCCUUUUCUCGACAGAACCAUCCUCAAAGCUCGAAACCCACUGAGAAUCGAGUACCACCAUGCCGAGUACGACAUGUUAGAAGACAAAUCGGCACCACCAAACAGCAAAGAAGUAACCAUCUACGACUACAUCUACAUCAACGAGAAAAUGAUCCAAAAGUUGAAGCGACAAAUCGCAGCUGAAAUACACGGGCCUAGUCCUCCUCCAGGUCCCGUAAGACUUUGCAGCUCCUACGUGGCCUUGUCUGCUUUUGCAUGGAGAGCUCGAGCCAAGGCCCAGAAGAUGGCAGCAGAUCAAGAGACCAGAAUCCUCCUUGUGGUGAACACGAGAGACAAGUUCACCCCACCAUUGCCAAAAGGGUAUUUUGGCAAUGCGGUCAAGUUCAUCAGUGCUGUAAGCUUGGCCGGUGACUUGGUCGACAAGCCACUUUCAUAUGCGGUCGGAAAAGUUCAAGAGGCGAUCAGGAGCGUCACAGACAGUCAGCUGAGAUCUGGGAUUGAUUACUAUGAGGUGCACAAGACCAAAAGACCGAUGGGUUGUACAAUGAUCUCGACAGCUUGGUCGCGGUUGGCUUUUGGCUCGACCGAUUUUGGCUGGGGCGAGCCGAUUAUGACUGGACCGGUCGAGUUGCCUGUGGAUGAGGUUAUCAUAUUUCUUGCUCAUCCCAAGGAGAAAGGCAGCUUGAAUGCGUAUGCUGGGUUGCCUACGUCUGCUAUGAGGAGUUUCCAAAAGUUGUGGCAAGAAAUAGUUUAAAAAUUGGAGAUAGGAAUAAUGAAACCGUCUCGUUAUGAAAUCACAUGUUGGAGUGAAAAAUGAUAUCUCUCCUUCCUUCUUUUGCUAAGUUUUUUUUUCCUGUCUUUUUUAAAUGUGUAUGGACUAUGGAGUCAUGUAUUUUGUUGUUCCUCCCAAAAGAUUAGCGCUUCAGUUAAAUUUUGGGAGUGUCAUGUAAAAUAUAUUACAAUUGAUUGC